Scylla paramamosain (green mud crab) is the source of this 1460-nucleotide messenger RNA. Its product is annotated as U-scoloptoxin(01)-Cw1a-like. Gene Ontology annotation, molecular function: chitin binding. The transcript is spliced from 4 exons. The record is from RefSeq and is a predicted model, not a curated record. The coding region runs from base 163 to 579 and encodes 138 amino acids. Gene Ontology annotation, cellular component: extracellular region. Lineage: Eukaryota; Metazoa; Arthropoda; Malacostraca; Decapoda; Portunidae.
GUUCUCUUCUCGCCCUGCCCCCUGACGCGUCCCUCCUUCACCUCUCCCUCACCCUCACACACCCAAGUGAACCCCCAGGAGCCCCCGAGAACCCCCUAGAACUCAGCCCCUUCCGGAGUCCCUGCCCUGUGCUAGUGGUGUUAAGUGUGUGGUGCUGACAACAUGGUGCUGUGCGGAAUGAGAGCUGCAGCAAGUCUGGCGGUGGCGGUGGCGGCGGCGCUGCUCUCCCUGGCUGCGGCGGACUCCUCUCCCUCGGAAUUUGAACUGCCCUCCAACUCCACAGUAAUUAACGGAGGCCCCAUCGUUACCGGCUUCAGCUGUGAUGGGCUUCCCUAUGGCUACUACGCAGAUGUCAACAACGGGUGCCGGAUCUUCCACGUGUGCUACCCUUACCUGGAUGCGGACCAGUUCCUAAGGACGCGCAUGUUCUCUUUUAUCUGUGGCCUAGGAGCAGUGUUCAACCAGGAGGCCCUCGUCUGUGACCACGCCGAGCACUCCAUUCCCUGUGAAGACUCCCCGAACUACUACGACUCCUCCAAUGGUUACUUUGGACAGACGGAGAUCAAUUUCAGGGAGUAGAGGAAGAGGAGGAGGAGGAGGAGGAGGAGGAGGAGGAGGAGGAGGAGGAGGAGGAGGAGGAGGAGGAGGAGGAGGGUUAUAUUGUCUACAGCAUUAUUAUGGGUAAGUUUUAGAACAACGACAACAACAACAACAACAACAACAACAACAACAACAACAAGAUGAUGAGGAUGAUGAUAAAAAAAAAAAGAAGGAAAAUUAAUACACUGCGGCACCAUUAAGCUAAAAUCUCAAGAAGAAGAAGAAGAAGAAGAAGAAGAAGAAGAAGAAGAAGAAGAAGAAGAAAAAAAAAAAAAAGACAAUAUAUAAACAAAAAAAUGGAAAGAAAACGAAGAAGAAAGACAGAUGAUGAUGAUGAUGAUGAUGAUGAUGAUGAUGAUGGUAAUAACGGAUAAAGGAGAAGGAAGACAUGAUAAAGAAGGUGAGGAGGAGAAAAUGUAGGAAGAGGAAGAAAAUGAUAACAGAAGCACAAUAAACGAUAGAAAAACAACAAUAAUGAUAAAGACAAAAAACAAAGGACAGUAAAUGAUAAUAAAGCGAAGAGGAGGAGAAGAAUAAUGAAGAUAAUAAAGAAAAUAAGAUAAAAUAAGAAAUAAAGUCAAAUUAAAGUUAUAUUCAAACAAAAAACCGUGAUAAUGUAUGUGAGAGAGAGAGAGAGAGAGAGAGAGAGAGAGAGAGAGAGAGAGAGAGAGAGAGAGAGAGAGAGAGAGAGAGAGAGAGAGAGAACCCUACCGGUGAUGAAAAUGUUGCCAAUAGGUUAGAAAAAAUAAAUAAAAAAAUAAACACGCUUAGUACACACACACACACACACACACACACACACACACACACACACACACACACACACACACACACACACACACACACACGGAAAUAUAUAA